Sporothrix schenckii 1099-18 is the source of this 1227-nucleotide messenger RNA. RefSeq lists its product as uncharacterized. The record is from RefSeq and is a predicted model, not a curated record. Bases 1 to 1227 code for a protein of 408 amino acids. The transcript is spliced from 4 exons. NCBI's taxonomy places the organism in Eukaryota, Fungi, Ascomycota, Sordariomycetes, Ophiostomatales, Ophiostomataceae.
AUGAGUGCGCAACUCGCCCAGCUCCAAGAGGACCGGGGCCAAUACCAGGAACAGCUCGACCUCGUCGUCGGCUCGCUGAAUGAUGACCCCGGCAACGAUGAGCUUCUCGCGCUCAAGGCCGAGCUGGAGUCGGCACUCGAGAUCAUCGACGCGUCCAUUGCGGAGCUGAAACCAGAGCACAGCAAAAAGGCGGCAACCCCAGCAGCAGCCGAGAUACCCACAGCACCAUCGGCGACAGCAGCAGAAGCAGCAGCAACAACUACAACAUCAAUAGCGUCAGCAGCAACGCACGACGACGCGCCGGUUGUGUACAAGGUCAACGAGAGCAUCCUGGCGCGUUGGGUGACGGGCGAUAAGGGAUUCUACCCGGCGCGCAUCAUGUCCGUGACGGGGUCGGCGACGGCGCCCAUGUACACAGUUAAGUUCAAGUCGUACGACACGAUUGAGACGCUGCGGGCGCGCGACAUUCGGCCCCUUGCGCCGGCAAACAGCAGCAGCAGCGCCACGUCGUCAGCAGCGACCAAGCGCAAGGCCGACGGCAGCAGUGCGACACCCUUGUCGCCGUCGACGUCGACACCAACACCGCCCCCUCCCUCCUCCUCCUCCUCCUCCGCCCUCUUCUUUGUCGGCACCCUCUGUACCGGCACCACCCCAGCCGCCACAGCCUCCACAUCUCCAUGGUCUGCCGCCACCGCCACCUCCACCUCCACCACCGGCGUCGCACCCAUCGGCCGCGGCUGUGGUCGCUGCCGCGCCGCCCCCAUCCCUCCACCGUCCCGAUUCCGCGCAAUCGACCGCUUCAGCCAGGGUGUCGUCUCGUCCGCAUCGCCCCAACUGUACACACAACCGCCGCAACGGCAACAGCAGCAGCACCAGCAGCACCAGCAGUGGCCAUCCGGCAGUGUAGCCAAUGUCAACAACAACGGCGACAGUAGCAGCGCAGCAAGCGGUAGUACCGCCACAAAUGCCACGCCGCUCGGCGAGGAGCCGCCCGUCAAGAAGUUCAAGAAGAUCAAGGCCACGAAGCAGCUCGAGGCCGGCAAGAGCAAGUGGCAGGAGUUCAGCAGCAAAGGCAAGACGGGCAAGCCAGGCAGCAAGAAGGACAGCAUGUUCCGGACGCCCGACGGGCCGCAAGGACGAGUCGGAUUCAUUGGCUCCGGACAGGCCAUGCGUAAAGAUGUCACGAGAAGUCGACACAUCUACCAGACCAAUGAUGAUGUGGACUAA